AUGCCUGUGGUCGACCCCCAUCACCAACGAAGUCAAGUCUACCUAUCCGCAAUUCGCCUCAUCAUGAUGUACGGAUCGGAGACUUGGGCAGCACCAUCAACGAUUAUGGAGAGGCUUGACUGCACGGAACGAAAGCUGCUUAGAUGGCUACAUGGCUACUUUUGGCUUAGGAGACCGGCAGAUCGCCUUGUUCAACGAGUUCUGAGGAGCUUGUCGGGUUCGAGCUGGAAGAAGCCACCUGGCCGAAAACGAAUAUGGAAUAGCGACGAAUGGAUUGAUUCUGUGCAAGCUCUCGCAGAAGAUCGAGAAGGUUCGGCAGAGCUGUGUACAAGGACGGCACACCUCGGCGAAGAUGCGGGUAAUCGCGUCAGGCGAUGA
Necator americanus (New World hookworm) is the source of this 378-nucleotide messenger RNA. RefSeq lists its product as uncharacterized. NCBI's taxonomy places the organism in Eukaryota, Metazoa, Nematoda, Chromadorea, Rhabditida, Ancylostomatidae. The transcript has 3 exons. The coding region runs from base 1 to 378 and encodes 125 amino acids. The record is from RefSeq and is a predicted model, not a curated record.